Oncorhynchus nerka (sockeye salmon) is the source of this 4786-nucleotide messenger RNA. Its product is annotated as dual specificity protein kinase Ttk-like. Lineage: Eukaryota; Metazoa; Chordata; Actinopteri; Salmoniformes; Salmonidae. The coding region runs from base 404 to 3466 and encodes 1020 amino acids. Gene Ontology annotation, biological process: mitotic spindle assembly checkpoint signaling; protein localization to kinetochore; chromosome segregation. The transcript has 24 exons. The record is from RefSeq and is a predicted model, not a curated record. Gene Ontology annotation, cellular component: nucleus; kinetochore. Gene Ontology annotation, molecular function: protein serine/threonine/tyrosine kinase activity; protein serine/threonine kinase activity; protein binding.
UGGUGAUUUUUAAACUAAGUGUGUUAUGAACAGACAGACGUUUUUUUGUAAGGAAGUAUAAUUCUUUCACGUGAAAGUACAUUUGUAGAAAAUGUGAGAUUCGUUUUAAUCUAAUGUACGGUGUAAAACAAAAAGUGAUUUGGACUGCUUUUUAGCUUUGCACGUCUUUGUGCUCCGCAACGACCCGUAGCGAACUUGAUAGAGCUAACGUUAUUAACUAAGCUAGCUUUGCUUUGGCCAGACAAUAUGCAGAUGGUUAGAUACCUAAGGGCGUUAACUUAGCAACACAUAUCCCAACCAGCUGGUUAUUUACACCAGGGUCCGUUUUCUGCUUGUUAAUUCACACAUCAGAAGUAUAUAUCGCACUAUAGCGUAGAUGUCAUAUUUGUGUGUAUAGAUAGCUAUGCUCACAGUCAGUAACGUUAGCUGCCUCAACAUAUUAGCUACAUUCUGCAGAGAUGUUGGAGGAGGAGCAGACAGACAGCACCAACUUGCCAUGUUAUGUCAGAAGCUCGACCGAAUUAAAACAAGAUAUCUAAUCGAAGAUGAAACUGAUAAUAUCAACCAGGCCAUUGGCUCAAAUUCCCCUGAAACGUGUCUCGCAUAUCUGAUGGAAUUGGAGAAGAAAGGAGACCCUCACUUGGAUCCUAGUCAUCUCACAAAGCUUACAUACUUCUAUACCCGUGUAUUCUCAACUAUGCCACUGGGAAAACACUGCAAAAAUGAGAGCUAUGCCAGAAUGCUGGUCAGAUUUGCAGAGCUGAAUGUAAUCCAAGACACCAAUGGGGCAGAGGACAACUUCAAUGUUGCGACUACACACUGCCAGGAUUUUGCUUUUGUCCACAUUGCACACGCUCAGUUUGAACUGUCUCAAGGCAACACAAAGAAAAGUACUUGGAUACUUCAGAGGGCCAUUGAACUGAGUGCCAAACCCAACGACCUGCUGGAGGCUGCUAUGCAGAACUUGACUUUGGGCAAAGCAGAACUUCUUUCCUCUGAGGAUAAGGAAAAUGUACCAGUCUCAACUUAUAAUACACAUGGUUCUGCGAAAAAUGGAACAGAAUUUCGCAAAGUCUCGAGAAACUCCGACGGUACAGGCGACUGUACCGUCGGUACAGGCGAAUCACUUUCCAGUGAUUUUUCUUCAGGGUCUUCUCAUUCUCUUCGAACAAUGGAACCACGGAAUGGACCCCAAGAGGACAAGGUUCCAGCUUGGAGGUCUGGUUCUCAACGAAAGAGAGCCGUUGGCAUGGCAGGGAGAGAGAGCAGUAGACUACAGGCAAUCUCAGAAAUGGAUGAUGAUGACAGUGAUGGAAGACAAGUGAAUAUGGAGGCUCUCAUCUCAAGUAGCUUGUCCAGGCAAACUUCUGGUUCAAGUGCGAUGUUAUCCUUGUCCUCGGCCAAGAAGCGUGUUGAAGAUGGGGAUUUCCUCAAUCUAAAGACACCUAUCAUUACCCCUGAGCCACGCCCAUGGAAGGACAUGGGAAUUGUGGACUCCACCACUACACUGCUGCACAGGCAAGAUAGGAGAGAUGACACUAGGAUGGAAGAUACCACUGACAAUAUAAACCAGAUAAUUGUUUCCAACUCCCCUGAGGCUUGCCAGAUGUAUCUGACCAAGCUGGAGAAGAGGGGCAAUCCUCAGACAGACACCAACCUUCUCCUAAAGCUGAAGGACAGCUAUUCCAGAGUCUUCUCCAGACUGCCAUUGGGAAUGUACAGCAACAGUGAGAGCUAUGCCAAGAUGCUGGUCCGAUAUGCUGAACUCAAAGGCAUUGAUGACCCAGAUGAUGCUCGGGACAACUUCAUCGUUGCGAGAUCCAACUGCAAAAGCUUUGCCUUUGUGCACAUAGCACAUGCUCAGUUUGAGGUUGCUCGAGGUCAGGUCAAGAAAGGCACGUCAAUACUACAGAAAGCCCUUCAGGUGAACGCAAAGCCCACUGAACUAAUUGAGACUGCAAUGCAGAAACUAAAAGCUGGGAAUUACCAGUUUCUCCCCGCAGAAGACCGAGAGAGUCUCCCAGAGCCACUGUCUCACGGGUCAUUGAGUCUGUCAAACUAUGGUAGAGAGAGGGAGCCGGAGAUUACCACCCGUUUACCUCUGAGCCAGACACAGCCCAAACCCUCUAGCAUGGAGCUGUCUUCAGGGUGGAAAAUACCAGCCCAUGUAAGCAGAGUCGUGUCUCCAGAGGAGAAGCACACCCCUCCUGAUUUCACGCCCAUUCCACGUCUGGUGGACUCUCUACCCACCCCGUCACUUCCUCUCCCUUCCAGACUCAACCCACCUGUCGCCUGCCAGAUGCCCAACUACAAAGACACCAGGGCCAACAGUUACUUUACCCCUGGGGUCAAGAGGAACUCCCCAUAUGCGGGCCCUCUCUCAGCAGCCCAUAAAGCCGGCCCUGCCCAGCAGCAGCCGUGCACCCCCCUCAGCCAGGUGUCCUAUGCCCAACAGAACCACCAGGGUUCUGCCGUUGCUCUCUCAAACGAGUCCAUUGUGAUAAAGGGCAAACGGUUCCUCGUCCUGAAGAUGAUUGGCCGAGGUGGCUCCAGUAAGGUGUACCAGGUUCUGGACCAAUGUAAUCAGCUGUUUGCUGUGAAGUAUGUGAACCUGGAGGAGGCCGAUGCCCAGACAGUGGAGAGCUACAAGAACGAGAUAGAGCAUCUCAAUCGCCUGCAGCAGUACAGUGAUCAGAUCAUCAAGCUGUAUGAUUAUGAAAUAACCAACAGCUACAUCUACAUGCUGAUGGAAUGUGGUAACCUGGACCUCAGCACCUGGCUACACAACCGUAAAACUGUCAACCCGCUGGAGAGGAAGUUAUACUGGAAGAAUAUGCUGGAGGCAUUCCAGACCAUCCACAAACAUGAUAUUGUCCAUAGUGACUUGAAGCCAGCCAAUUUUGUGAUUGUGAAUGCCUCGCUGAAAUUGAUCGACUUUGGCAUUGCAAACCGCAUCCAGCCUGAUGUGACAAGCAUUAUGAAAGAUUCUCAGGUUGGGACCUUGAACUACAUGCCCCCUGAAACCAUCAAAGACACUUCAUCCCAGCCAGGGAAGGCAAGCUCUAAGAUUAGUACUAAAGGUGAUGUGUGGUCCCUUGGUUGCAUCAUGUACUGCAUGACCUAUGAGAAGACUCCAUUCCAGACCAUCACCAACCAGAUCACCAAGCUACACGCCAUCAUUGACCCGACCCAUGAGAUGGAGUUCCCUGACAUUGCAGAGAAGGAUCUGCUAGAUGUGUUGAAGAGGUGCUUGGUACGAAACCCAAGAGAGCGGAUUUCCAUCACGGAACUGCUGGAGCAUUCAUACCUAAAGCUUCAGUCUCAGCAACAGUCACCUGUGCCAGCACCUCCUGACAAUAAUGAUCUGAAGAGGAUCCUCAACGAGCUCGCUGCCUUACAGUCUCCCAACAGCAUUGCCAGGGCUGCUAAUAACUUGGCGACCAGCCAUCUCAACUGGAAGAUGUAGAUGCUCCACUGAUGGCCUAAAAAAAAACAAAGGGGUCAGCAGAUGGGACUCCAUUCCUAGCCUAAGUCGAGCUUUACCCGAUAGAUACACUGCCCAUUCCAUGCUUCAGCACAACCCGAAAAAUACAUGCUGUUUGGCAGUACACUGGCCCUGUUUGAAUACUUUGAAAAUGUUUCCUUCCCCUUUUUAAAGUAAUCACUGAUCUGUCAUGUCUGGAAUGGUGAAAGCUAUGAAGUGGAACCUUUGCUUUUAUUCUAUCCAAGUAUGUUAGAUCAGCGAUAACACAGAGGAUGGGUCCAUAAAUGCCCUAGAGAGCUCUACCAUCUCCAUGUUUUAUUCUCUCAUGUCUUCAUGACUUCCCCUUGCUUGUAUCUUGAAGGAUACGGAUCUAUACUUUUUUUUAAAUUUUAAGAUGGACAUUUUUUUGUGUUUUUUGUUGGAAGACAAAAUAAGGACAGAAGAAAAAGGAAAAGAAAAGGACAACAAAGUGAAACCUCUAAAGAAACAAGAGACCAUAAUACAAGAAACAGCACUAUAGAGAGAUAGAACAACAACAACGCAGCCACUGCCAGCUAGCCUACUUCAGCAGUACUGUAUCAUUUGAAUUAUUUUAGUCAAUAAGAUUCCUGCUACGUAAGCUUAACUUUCUGAACAUUCGAGACGUGUAGUCCAUUUGUCAUUCCAAUCUCCUUUGCAUUAGCGUAGCCUCUUCUGUAGCCUGUCAACUAUGUGUCUGUCUAUCCCUGUUCUCUCCCGCGGCCACUCUAAUCUGGUGGUCCCAGCGCGCACGACCCACGUGGAGUUCCAGGUCUCCGGUAGCCUCUGGAACUGCCGAUCUGCGGCCAACAAGGCAGAGUUCAUCUCAGCCUAUGCCUCCCUCCAGUCCCUCGACUUCUUGGCACUGACGGAAACAUGGAUCACCACAGAUAACACUGCUACUCCUACUGCUCUCUCUUCGUCCGCCCACGUGUUCUCGCACACCCCGAGAGCUUCUGGUCAGCGGGGUGGUGGCACCGGGAUCCUCAUCUCUCCCAAGUGGUCAUUCUCUCUUUCUCCCCUUACCCAUCUGUCUAUCGCCUCCUUUGAAUUCCAUGCUGUCACAGUUACCAGCCCUUUCAAGCUUAACAUCCUUAUCAUUUAUCGCACUCCAGGUUCCCUCGGAGAGUUCAUCAAUGAGCUUGAUGCCUUGAUAAGCUCCUUUCCUGAGGAUGGCUCACCUCUCACAGUUCUGGGCGACUUUAACCUCCCCACGUCUACCUUUGACUCAUUCCUCUCUGCCUCCUUCUUUCCACUCCUCUCCUCUUUUGACCUCACCCUCUC